Messenger RNA from Stylonychia lemnae, 1557 nucleotides. Lineage: Eukaryota; Ciliophora; Spirotrichea; Sporadotrichida; Oxytrichidae. The record is from the annotation of a GenBank genome assembly.
AUGCUGGUUAAAUUCAAUAGCAACAUUGAUAGACAGAAAUUUGAAAUAGAACUAAACAGGAUAUGUAUAAUCUAACAUCCUCCCAUUAAUAAGUUAUAUAAUGCAAUUAAAAAACUUGGAUAAGGAGGUUAAGCAACGGUAGAUUUAUAUGCUUCAAAAGAAAGUCCUGAAGACCUAUUUGCAGUAAAAACUUUCAAGCGUAAAAUUACCGACAACCAAUUUGAUAUUUUGAGGGAAAUAAGAUUUCUCAGAGAGCUCGAAAUUUGUAAUAAUAUCGUUUAAUUGCAUCAAGUAUACGGCGAUAAUGAUAGAGUAUAAUUGGUAAUGAACUACGCUCGGCAUGGUCCCCUCAUUGAGUACUUACAGAAGAAUUAAUAGCUUUAGGAAGGUGAUAUUAGAGUUAUUAUGGAAUAACUGUUAUUGGCCAUAGAUCUUAUGCAUAAAAAAGGAAUUGUCCACAGAGAUAUAAAACCCGAUAAUAUACUUGUAUUAGACUAAUAAAAUCUUUAAGUGUGCAUUGCAGAUCUGGGAUUGGCUUGUAAGAUUGAUGAAGAUAACCUCUUGAAUAAGAAAUGUGGAACUCCUGGUUAUGUAGCUCCAGAAGUGUUAAAAGGUUUCAAAACAAGUUUUAAAAGUGACAUUUUCAGUUUGGGUUCUUUGUUUUACAGUUUAUUAACAGGGAGAAUGCUCUAUGGAGGCAAAAAUAUGAAACAAGUUUUAUAAAAUAACCAGUUUAAAGAUCCUCAUUAAAUAAUUGACGAUGAAAACUUAUCUGUAUCAUAAGAAAGUAAACACUUAUUAAAAUGGAUGCUUUACAAAUCACCUGAAUAGAGGCCAACUACUGAAGAAUGCCUUAAUCAUUCAUGGUUUUAACAGGACAGGGAAGCAUUGUAACAUUCCAUAUGGAUCAAUGAAUUUGCGUCUAAUUUAAAGAAUAACAACCAAUAGAUAUAUGAUAGAAUGAUAUAAGAACCAGAGUUUCAAUCUUUUAUACUUGCUCCAAAUUAUUACAUGUAGGAGAGGGCUUUAUCCAGUAUGAAUGUUAUUUAAGAUGGCUAUUAAUCAGAUUCAAGUACACGUAAAAGGAAUCACUCCUCUUAACAUUCAAAGGAAAAUUUUAAAAUUUGCUAUUCCAAGGCGUUAUAAUUAGCUCGAAAUAGCAGUAUGCAGGUGAUAGAUGGUACAAUUAAGAACAAUGGAGUAGCCUAGUCACUAAAUUAAAACUACGAUUUUAAAGGUGCUCUAGAUAACUAAAGGAUAUCCGAAGUAAAAAAAUUCAAAAAAUUGGAGGAAGUAAAGUAAGAAGAACCUAAGCCUCCAUCAAAGUCGACACUGCAUUCCUUCUAAUUUGAUGAGGAGGACUUUGACGAAUUUUUAUAUAUAAACUUAGAUAACUCUGAAAAAUAAAAACAACAAUAUUCAAAUGUUCAUCUGCUUCUUGAUAAUAGAAAAGACAUCAGUUAGUGUCUAAAAGCUCAUGAAGAAUUUUCUAUUAAGAAUCGCAGAAGAUCUUUAGGUAUAAUCCGGGGUUUUACUUUUUUCAACGAUUAAAUAUGA